This is a messenger RNA of Meloidogyne enterolobii, 2051 nucleotides long. The record is from the annotation of a GenBank genome assembly. Lineage: Eukaryota; Metazoa; Nematoda; Chromadorea; Rhabditida; Meloidogynidae.
AUGAAUUUCGACGCUGAUGCGUCUGUUGAAUUUUCUAUAAAUACUACUGAUUUUAGGACUUUGUUACUUCAUUGUAUUCGAGAAUUUCGAGGUGACGAAAAAACUCAAGAAUUUGUUUGGAACUUAAUCACUCCAUCUGAGUGUCAGGACAAAAAUACUGAAAAAUCUGAGGCGCCUGAGAAUGAUACCAAAGCAUCCACAGACGGUGAUUCUAAAUCUAAAUUCUAUCAAGGCUGGGCGCAAAAACCAGAAUACAACACACUUGAACUUGGUGAUAAAGUUACUCAAGCGAAAGAACUGGAUAAAGGAAAACAGGGCACUUCAGCAAUACAGCAUUCUGAAGCUUCUGAAUCUGGUACCAGUACAAUGCAAACACUUUGCCAAAACAAGCAACAACCUCUGAUUAAAAUGGAAAGCUCCGACAUUGUCAUUAAAGCAAAAUUACCUUCAAUUACUAAAGUAAAUACUGGAAAACAAAACGUUUUAACUACAUCUUCUUCAAAUAUAAAUUCCUCCGAAAAAUCCACAUCUGUUUAUAAUAAAUCAUCAUUGAGCGAACUCACUAAAUUGAUGAAUAAUCCGGAAUAUAUGUUACAAUUAUUGGCAAUGAUGGGUUGCAGCAGCACAGAAAGUAGUUCAAGUUUAGGAAUGAAUUCACUCUUGAACUCACUUAUUACUUCCCCAUCCCCUUCAACUUCAUCUACAUAUAGCUCAACAUUAAAUCAACAGUUACAAACACUUCUUGCGCUGACCACUCUCACCGGGUCAACCGAUUCAAGCACUAGCGCAAAUUCUUCGUUAACUUCAACGUUAGCAUCUUUGUUUAGCAAUACUGGCUCGUCAGCUAAUAUUGGAAGUGUUUCUAAAGCCUCAAAUUCUGGAUCAGUUGGUUCUGUUUUGCCAAAAUCUGAUGAUUUAAAGAAAUUGGAAAUUGCUGACUUAAGCACUCGAUCUAAACAAUCCUUAUCAUCAAAACAACUGAAUUUAGGAAAUGUUGAAAAGCAAAGCACCUCUACCACAUUAUCAAAUACGCAGUCAGAGAGAUCUACAUCUGUGAAUACAUCUGUGAAUAAUAAAGCUUCAUUAGUUGGCCAGAACGAUUAUUUAAAAAUGAUGAGCAAUCCUCAAUACUUUCUUCAAUUGUUAUCAUUAAUGGGGUAUGGUACUGAUAGCAGUUCAAGCUUGGGAAUGAACUCCCUAAUAAAUCCACUUAUUGCUUCUCCUUCCCCUUCAACAUCUGCGUAUAACACGACGCUUCAGAAUCAACAACUUCAAACACUACUUGCACUUAACUCAUUUGGUACAACUGAUACAAGCAAUACUGCGAAUUCUUAUUUAACUGCAGCUUUAGCCUCUAUGUCUGGCAGUACAGGCUCAGCUUUUAAAAGCGGAAGUGGUCACGCCUCUAAGACGGAAAUUGGUAGUCUUGAUAGCACAAUUUGGGGGAAAUCUGACUCUUUUAAGAAAUUGGAGAACCGUGACCUUGGUCGAACGAAAGAACCUUUACCAACAAGACAACAGAAUAUAACUAAACAAAAUAAUUCAAACGCAUCAACUACGCAAUCAUCAUCUGUAAAAUCUACAUCGGUUAUUAAUAAAUCACUGAUUGGUCAGAGCGAUUACACCAAACUGAUGAGCAAUCCUCAAUAUCUACUUCAAUUAUUAUCAAUGAUGGGUUACGGUACUGAUAGCAAUUCAAGCUUAGGAAUGAACUCCUUGAUGAAUUCGCUCAUUGCUUCUCCUGCUUCAACCUCAUCGACAUAUGACACCUCGCUCCAAAAUCAACAACUUCAAACCCUGCUUGCGCUAAACUCGCUUAAUGGCACAACUGAUCUUAAUAGUGCCGCAUAUUCUUAUUUAGCUGCAGCAUUGGCUUCGAUGUCUGGUAGUACUAGCUCAGCUCCUAAAAGUGGACAGAAGAGGCAGGACACACAGGAUAAAUGUCAACAAGGACAAUCAGGACAAAAGACAAAACAAAACCCAAGUUGAUGUACAAGAGAUAAUAAAUUAUUCAAACGCAAAAACACAUACUUAUCUCUUUAAAUUUAUCU